Messenger RNA from Ixodes scapularis (black-legged tick), 2499 nucleotides. RefSeq lists its product as uncharacterized. The record is from RefSeq and is a predicted model, not a curated record. Lineage: Eukaryota; Metazoa; Arthropoda; Arachnida; Ixodida; Ixodidae. The transcript has 3 exons. Gene Ontology annotation, molecular function: nucleic acid binding; zinc ion binding. The coding region runs from base 1 to 2499 and encodes 832 amino acids.
AUGAGCAGGGACGUUCUAACCAAAAAGAGAAAGGCUCUAAGGACGCAAAUAACUCACCUAAUAACGGACGCCGACAAAAUAAUUGAAGAAGAUGCUGACAAGAACGAUCUCUUGCUAUCGGCUAAUCUGAUUAAAGGAGUCGCAGAAACGCUCAAAGAGACGAACACUCAAAUGGAACAAUUUCUGACGGCCGAAAGGCUGCAGUUUUCGAAAAGAAACUAUGAACAGGCGAUAAAACCAUUAAAAGACAACUUUGGGAGUGAAGACAACUUGAUCGAGGCACAUAUGAAUGCUCUCAUCAACCUGGAUCAAGUGAAAUCCUGCAGAGACCAUAAUGGUCUAGCUCGGAUGUACCAGAAGAUACAGGUGCACACAAGUGGGCUUGAAUCAAUGGGGAUACUUAUCGGGUCAUAUGCUGCAAUGCUGUUUCCAAUACUGAAGAAAGCAGUACCAACAGACAUGCUGGUAGACUUCAAAGUGAAGGAACAAUCAAGGUCACGUGAUCCAGUAGCGUCCAUGUCACAACAAGCGGACGAGACCUCAGGAAGAACAAAUGAGGAAAUGUUGAAGAGCCUAAUUGACUACAUCAAACAUCAAGUGAGAUGCAGGGAAGAGGUGACAGAAGAAGAAACGAGAAAUAGUAACGCGACAGCGCCAUCCCCACCUGCAAAAUAUUCUGCAUGGGCGUCAACGUUCCAGAGCACAGCAGCGCGUAAAUGCUUCUUCUCCGGUCAAAUUGGUCACUACGCUGAAGACUGCACGAAAACGCAAUCAUAUGAGGACAGGAAGUCAAAACUCCGAGUCGACAGAAGGUGUUUUCGCUGUACAAGGCCAAACCACACAGCUAGGUUCUGCCAAGCCAGGAUAACCUGCAAGGCCUGCAAGCAAAGGCACGGAACAUCAAUGUGCCGCCGUAACGAGCAGGGUGAAGGAAUCAAACAAAGCACAUCCACUCAACGCAUAACAGUAAACGCACCUGAUCAAAGCGCACACGCAAGUAGUGCAACAUUGUACCACGAUCAAGAGGUGUCUACGGAGAGGGCAAGCAAUUUCCAUGCCUCACAACAGAUCUGCAGUAGCAGCAGGUGCGUGUUACUACAAACAGCGGUCGCUUGGACAGAAGGAAGAUUAGCAUCAGAUUAUUGUCGAGUGAUGCUGGAUAGCGGAAGCCAGCGGUCGUUUAUAACCGCAAGCUUGUCCAAGAAAUUGGGAUGCAAAGUUCUCAGAAAAGAAAGACUCAUUAUUGGAUCAUUUUGGGGAAAAGAGGUGAAGCGAAUACUCAAUGUAGUGGAGGUGAAGUUGAAAAAAGAGCCAAUGACAGAAGAAUUUUUGAUAGAGGCCUUAGAGGUGGAAGUCAUCUCAAGAGAGACGCUGCCAAGGCCAGACAUCAAUAUUCAAAGGAACCUGAAAAGGAUGAACAUACCACUAGCAGACGACGCAGAAAAAGUAAUCAAUAACGAAGCUACGAGAAUUCUGAUUGGUUUGGAUCAUUACUGGGAGAUGUGCACUGGACGAAUUAAGAAGCUAGACAAAAGAAUCACUGCCAUGGAAACAGCGCUUGGAUGGACCAUUCAAGGACCGAUGACAGUUCAUUCAGAAUUGACGACUUCUUCCACAAUCAUGGUCUUGAACGUAACUGCAACAGUCGAGGAGGUCAACAACGCCUUGAAACAAUUUUGGGAACUGGAAGCAGCAGGCAUCAAAGAUAGUCCAAUAGAAAACGGCCACGACGAAGACAUACUCGCCAAGUUUGAAGAUACAGUAACUUUCCAGGAAGGCAGGUACCACGUCCGACUGCCAUGGAAGUCAACAGUUAGCUUAGAUGACAACAGAGGACUGGCUUUAAAAAGGCUGAACCAACUGACCAGAAGGCUACAGAAGAAUCCGGAACUACUUGAGAAGUAUGACAGAGCGAUACGGGAAUAUCUAAACACCGGCGUUGCAGAAAAGGUGAAAGAUGAGGACACAAACGGGCGACUAUGCUACUACAUGCCACAUCAGGCCAGCGAAAAUGAACUUGCGAAAAUGGUGUCGAAUAAUCAGGAAGUGCAAAAUGAAUUUGUGCAUGACGAUGAGGGCAACAUGGAGGUGGCCAAAGCCGAAGAGAACGGAGUAUUGGGCCUAAUAUGGAACAAUACAUCGGACGAGCUCAGUUUUCCAGUCGAAAAGUGGAUGGUUAGGCUCAAGGGAGCAACUCUUACCAAGCGGCAAGUGCUGCAAAUAACAGCAAGACUGUUUGAUCCCUUGGGAAUGCUCACACCAUUUUCAGUGAGAGCUAAGAAAGAAUUUCAAGAACUUUGGAAGAAAGGCAUCACAUGGGACGAUCCACUGCCAGAGAAGGAAACCCUGGAAUGGACGACAUGGAUAAAUGAGCUGGAGGACCUAAAGCAAGUCAGCGUACACCGAUGUUAUGACGCUAAUCAACGACAAUCGGUGCAGAAAGCCGACCUACAUUUCUUUUCAGAUGCAAGCCCAUUUGCGUACGGCGCAGCGGCGUAA